Molecule: messenger RNA, 2679 nt
Organism: Suillus fuscotomentosus
Lineage: Eukaryota; Fungi; Basidiomycota; Agaricomycetes; Boletales; Suillaceae
Exons: 15
Coding region: 1-2679 (892 amino acids)
Molecular function (GO): FAD binding
Source: RefSeq, a predicted model, not a curated record
AUGUCCCAGAAGUCAACUAAACCCGUCCUCACAAUCCGUUCCUACAAGCACGGGACAAUGGAAUUUGCGACAGAAUCUUUGGUGACCUGGCAUGUGGAACCUACCCCUACGAUACCAUUCCACGUUCCAAAGCUGAUAGGUCAGCAACUCCUAGAUGUGAUUCUGCGACGUCACCUAGAGAAAUUUUCGUGCUCUGUCGAGAUGGGCACAGAACUGCAUUCGUUCGAGCAGUCUGGUGAAGGUGUCAUGACUGUUCUAGCAAAGAACGGCAUAUUGGAGACUUUCGAUACCAAGUGGAUGGUCGGCGCUGAUGGUGCUAAAGGCGUUGUGCGCAUACAGCUUGGGCUUACAUUCUUGGGCGAGACUAGAGAUGAUAUCCGAAUGGUCAUGGGAGAUAUUCAUUUACAUGGUGUUGGUCUUGACAGAGCGUAUUGGCACCGGUUUGGGACCAUUAAGCGAGGACCUCUCGUGUUCAACUCCCUCACAGACGAGAUUGGUGUACCUGCUGUGCUUUGGAUUUUCUUCGGCUAUUCAAUUCUUGGUACCGCUCGUGCUUCCCUUUUACCUGAGGUCGCUGGUCAGGACCCAGAUGUGAUCCUCGAAGAGGAGCUGACAGAGCAGCACGCACUCCUACUGGGGCAGUAUGGCGAAGAAUACAUGAGGAUAGCAUCUGAUGAUGAUAUCAUUGCACAAGAAUUGGAUAUUUUCGAUGUUGCAAUGUCAACGGAAGAUGCUUGUGAUAUCACUGCGGUGCCUGAGCAUGGCCAGAAUGAUCUAGCGGACUCUGGUCAACAUCCUUCUCAACGCACGUCUAGGCCAGCCCCGAGAAAUUUUGUCGAUAUUCUGCCUGCCGAUGAAGAUAUCAACCUUUCAGAUUCCCCUGGGGAUUAUCCGUCUCGUGUGACCGAAACUCACAAUUCGCCGCCCCGCAGAAUUCUACGAGUCUUAUUGAUGCUGCGUGAUUCUCUUCAAACAGCAUUCAACGUUAUCGGACUUUGUCGACAAUAUCCUGGGCGCCCCUCAUUCGAACCCGAUAAUUACGUCCCAUCUACCUUGCUAGCUGAUUCCUGUCCAAUGACUAUUGGCACAGAUAUUCAAGGGCCCGAUUCAUCUUCUAGAGUCUCUGUACCACCUCAUCCUUUUUCCAAUAUGACAGUCUAUCGUCUGAUGACAUGGAUGAAUUCCGGCAGUCAUCAAAAAUACGAGGCCGAAAUCACGUGUCUUGUUAAAGAUGUUAUUCAAGCGAGAGACUUCAACCCCAAGGACCUGGAUGGAUUUUCGGUAAAGAGAAGUCUGCAUGCAUUGGAUAAUAAUGGAAAAAAGGGGCCUGUUAUUUUUCCAGAUGACUGGUUAGAGAAGGACGUCGCGCUUGACAUACCUUCCAAAUCAAAAGACGACCAGGCCAGAUCAUUAAACAUUUCGGGAUUUCACUACUGGCCGCUUAUAUCAGUGAUCCGUUCCGUGUUCGCUGACAUUCAAGCCAGCAUGUUCCAUCUUUUCCCCUUCAAGCGUCUAUGGAAGGAUCCGCUGGACGGUCAUCAAGAACGUGUAUUUGAUGAGCUAUAUACCUCCGACUCCUGGUUAGAAGCUCAGGAAGACCUGUAUAAACAGCCGAAAGAACCUGGCUGCUCACUCGAACACGUUAUCGCUGGACUGAUGUUUUUUUCGGACGCAACUCAUUUAGCCACCUUCGGAACGGCCAAGGCUUGGCCUCUUUAUCUGUAUUUCGGAAAUUUAACUAAGUAUGCACACUCGGCACCCAAAUCUGGCGCAUGCCAUCUUGUGGGAUUUUUACCUUCUCUUCCGGAUAAUAUAAAGGAUGUCUUCAGCAGCUUGCCACAUAUAUCAAAAAGCAGCAUGGCAGCCCUUCAUGCGCAUUGUCGGCGAGAUCUAUUCCAUGCGUGUUGGAAACAUCUGUUAGAUGCGGAAUUCCUUCAUGCAUACCGUCAUGGAAUCGUGCUCCGGUGUCCAGAUGGAAUAUUUAGAAGGGUAUUUCCGCGCAUAUUUACUUACUCGGCUGAUUAUCCGGAAAAGGUUCUUAUAGCGACAAUCAAGGAUAUGGGUGCUUGCCCAUGUCCGUGCUGUCUCAUGCCGAAAGUCUCGUUCGAUUUCCUUGGUUUGUGGAAAGACAUGCAAGAUCACGUCACUACCCUCAGGACCUACUGUUUGGAAAGGAUAAUUCAGGCCCGCGGAUUCAUCUAUGGAGGAAAUACUGUGAAUGGGUCUAAGGUGCAGGCGACUGUUGGAGGAGGCUCGUGGGUGCCGACUGUAAACACAUUUGUAGAAAGGCUUGCACCACUCGGAUUCGACGCUUUCCGCAUGCUUGUGGUCGAUUUUAUGCAUGAAUGCGAGUUAGGUACAUGGAAGGCGCUGUUUACGCACCUCAUCCGUCUACUUUACGCGCUCCCCGGCGGUGAUCGCCUAGUUGCAAGUCUUGACUAUAGAUUUUGCCACAUCCCGUCGUAUGGUAAUGGUGUCAUCAGGAAAUUUUCGGAUAACACCUCGGAAAUGAAACGCCUCGCAGCACGGGACUUUGAGGACAUUCUGCAGUGUGCAAUGCCGGUCUUCGAGGGGCUUUUUCCAGCAGAGCACGAUGCUAUUGUACAAUUACUUUUAUACAGAUUUGCUCAAUGGCACGCUCUCGCCAAACUAAGGAUGCAUUCUGACGCGACUCUGUAA